AUGCGACGUAUACAAGUAGAAAAGCGACCUAAUGCGAUUCGACUCGUCCAGAGCCAAGGCCUUGUCUACUGUAAGACACCCGCGCCUGGAGAUACUUUAGACCCAUAUUGGCCAGACGACAGAUACUAUUCUUUCAAUAGCAAAGAGAUCGAGCUUCUUGAGAAAGCCGGACAAGAUGUCUUCGCCAUGUGUCGCGAAGCUGCCGACAUCAUCUUAGAAACCCCGGAAGUGAUCACAAGCAAAAUGGCGAUUCCGGCAUUCGCCCUCAAACAGAUCAAGGAAUCAUGGUAUCGAGACCCUGCCUGGGGAAGUAUAUACGGCCGUUUCGACAUCUGCUUCGGCGGGCUCGACCAUCCGGACCCGAGACUGCGGGUGCCCAAAUUUUACGAGUUCAACGCAGACACGCCGACGUCAGUUGUAGAAGCUGCGUCGAUACAAUGGUUCUGGCUCGAGCAAACAGGCCACGGAAACGAUCAACUCAACUCUCUCACCGAGAAGCUCAUCGACGCCUGGAAGAGGAACCUACUUCUGAUCGAGAAGACUUUGGGCCAUCGACCCACAGUCCACUUUGCCUUCGGACAUGACGAGGAGACAGGAGAAGAUGCAAUGAACACCACGCUGCUAAUGGACACUUGCCAGCAAGCAGGAUGGGCCACCAAGUCCAUGCACGUGGAGCAGAUCGCCAUGUCCCCCGACGGCCGGUUCUUCGACCAAGACGGCCAGCACAUCGACGUCAUCUUCAAGCUCUACCCGUGGGAGUUCAUGGUGGAGCAAGACUUCGGAGAAGCAUGCUUCAAGGACAUGGAGCGGGUCGGGCAGCGCAACGCGGCCGGCGAAUACGUCGGAGGCACGGUCUGGAUCGAGCCGCCGUACAAGAUGCUCUGGAGCAACAAGGCGCUCUUCGCCAUACUAUGGGACCUGUUCAAGGACGACCCGCGAUCCCAAUGGCUGCUGCCGACAUACUUCGAGGACGAAGCGCCGGCGUCGCUGACGCGGUUCGCGCGGAAGCCGAUCUUCGCGCGCGAGGGCGCCGACGUGCUGCUGCAGGCGGACGGCCGCGUGAUCCAAGACGCGGCGACGGGGUACUACGGCAAGGAAGGCUACGUCGUGCAGGAGCUCGCGCUGCUGCCCGAGUUCAAGGACAAGCAGGACACGGGGUACUACCCGGUCCUGGGCCUGUGGUUCGUCGACGGCGACGUGGCGGGGAUGGGGAUCCGCGAGGACAAGACGCCCAUCACGACGAACGGGUCGUGGUUCAUCCCGCACUCCAUCUCGGACGGGCCUGUCAGCUACGACAGGACCCCGAUACCCGACGCGGAUGAGAUCGAGGCGGCGCUGAGGCUGGAGAGCUAUGCGGAUCUGAAGCAGUCUAAUGGGGUGAUGGAGUAUAUAGAGAGUGUAGUGGGCUAG
Messenger RNA from Daldinia childiae, 1410 nucleotides. RefSeq names its product putative acid-amine ligase YgiC. The transcript has a single exon. Bases 1 to 1410 code for a protein of 469 amino acids. The record is from RefSeq and is a predicted model, not a curated record. NCBI's taxonomy places the organism in Eukaryota, Fungi, Ascomycota, Sordariomycetes, Xylariales, Hypoxylaceae.